Messenger RNA from Xylaria bambusicola, 1447 nucleotides. RefSeq lists its product as uncharacterized. Lineage: Eukaryota; Fungi; Ascomycota; Sordariomycetes; Xylariales; Xylariaceae. The transcript has a single exon. The record is from RefSeq and is a predicted model, not a curated record. Bases 355 to 927 code for a protein of 190 amino acids.
UCUUGGAGCUAGACAUUGUUUUGAAUAAAAGGACCGUUCCAGAGGUUUUAUAAGAUAUGAAAGUUUUAUUCGUGUUAUACUGUGUAAUGAAUUGUAAAUAGUUAGCAUACAAUGGAGACACAAUGGAGGAUUGAAUACUUUCUCCCUGGUUUGUUUGUUCGGUCUCUGUGGCUACCCACGCCUGUCAUACUAAAGCAAUUUCAUCUCGGUUUUCAGCUCAUUUUCAUUCUAUUAAAUCAGCAAGCAUUUUGGGUCUUUUGAGCAAAUCUACACCUACAUAUCUUCAAUCCAGUAUAACAUACUCAAUAUUGGUUCCGCCUCAUCAUAUGCUCAUAGUCCCGACAAGUUCCCAAGAUGGCGAGUGUGAUUCAAGACACCGAGACCGCCGAUACUUCCCACAAACAAAUACAGACUGAAGAUGAUAUCUACGACCUCGAUGACCCGUAUCUAAUUCCCAAAGUACUCAAACAGCAACCCAAAACACCAGGCACAGUCACCUGUCGCUUUCUCGCUAUACCCCUCAAUGAAGCCAACUCAUUCUCCAGAAACAUCGGACAAUACGGCUACAUCGUCCACGAAAGCAGACAUAAGCUUAUCAUGCGAAUUCCGCCGCAAAACACAAAUCUCAUGGAUCGCAUCCGCCAGGUCUGGGUCUCGAAAUACCUGGCGCCCUUCACUGAGUGUAGAAUCACCUUUGAUCUACCGAAGUGGGAUAAGACGACGACAAUCAUCAUUCAAUGCGUUCCUAACAAAGCGAAUAAGAGCACAGAUAGCUCUCUAGUUCACGACGCUGCGGACGAUCUCAGUCCUAUAGUCAGCGAGGCUUCUAUGAGGGAUAGUAGAGUGGCGGUACAGUUCUCUAGACCAUCGGGCGGCGAAGGAGAAGCCGCAGAGCCACAGAAGAUCCGGAGAGUAAGUGAAUACUGAAUAUACACGGUAUUAUGAGUUGGGAUCAUUGCUGAUUUACGUGUCCAGCGACGAGCCACAUCACUUCCCUGUCCUGAUGUCCUAGCAGAGUUGGGUGAGAAUUAUUGGCAUCCUCCACAGUUGCUAUAGUGAGAGGGAGCACCUAAAUCGCCAUUUCCAAGGCGAGAUGAACGAACACCUAGGUCAUUAGCCAUGGGUAUUUGAUACGAUCGGGUGAAGAGGAGUACAAGUCUGAUCAAAUAUCAAUAAUUUAAUGAACCGAAAAAACAAAGUGAGGGCAGAUGCGACACAGCAAAUGGAAGCUGAUUUCAGCGCAUUCUACUGAAUGGUAUGGUCAUAAACGCUACGGAGGGUGAGGAAACGCGAGGAUUUGAUGUUUGGUAGGCGAGUUGGAUGCAGUAUGAUUCAACACAAUAUCCCCCAAUAGAUGGCAUUGUCCAGGGAAACAGACAUGAAGUUGGUCAACACGAGAAUGAUGUGACGAUGAUGAAUACCUAGGCGCCUAAAUUAGAAGUCGCAG